UCAGUUCCAGUCCCUGGAGAGCAGUGGGCAUUAGCUGAGCACCAGGGACACAAGCCAGGCAAACAGGACAUGUGGCUGCUCCCAGUUCUCCUACUUUUCCUUGUCCAAGCCCAGUUCUCCAUCAAUGAGGAAAAUUUAAUGAGAGGCACAGAGGGGAAAGCACUGGUGGUGUACUGCAUGUACCCCUCAGGAUUGGAAUCCAAUGCGAAGUUGUGGUGCCGCGGAAAGAACUGGGAAUCAUGCAGAACCCUUGUAAAAACCACUGGGUCAGAGCAACUGGUGAGGAAGGGUCGAAUGUCCAUCCAGGAUGAUCACAGCCAACGCACAAUCACCAUGACCAUGGAGGAGCUGCAGAGGGAUGACGCAGACACCUACUGGUGUGGGAUUGAGAAAACAGACAAAACAAAAAGUUACCAAUUAACUGUGAUUGCCAAACCAGUGACUGUGCAGUGUCACUAUGGUCCACAGUGGGAGACCUUCGUGAAGUCAUGGUGUCAAGAUGCUGAUUUGAAUAGUUGCAACAUCCUUGUUGAAACCACUAGACCACAGUUGAAGAACAUUGUGUCAUUCAACCAGGAAAAGCACAGCUUCUCCAUGACCAUCUUGCGCGAGUAUAAGAACUUAUAAGUAUAAGAACUUAUGAGAAAAAUUAGCUGUUCUUUUUCUGAAGUACUGCCCAGGUACUUCACAGUAUGGCAGUCUUGCUCACGCUGCAAAUCUGAAAUGUUAGGUAAGGACCCAAGCUUAGAAUUCCUUCAUUAUUUCCCACUUUGCUCUUCCUGGGACAUGUUUCAAAAUAACCACUUGAAGUUGAGCCCAUGAAAAAUUAGUGACCUCUGUCCCAACCAUUCCAACCACCCUGUAAGUAACAGGUGCUACCACCCUUCUCUUGGUCUCCUGUUUGCUCUUGGUCUGGGAUGGAGGACUGCCCUUCCCUGGGCUCAUUGGGUGCCUCUCCCCUAGAUCUAUAAACAACAAACUUUAUGACUCUCUUUCCUUUGUGAGGGUGUAUUGAAGCUGUGCCUUCUAUUAAAAUGACUCUGGGAGUUUCAUGGCCCCAGAGUCAUUUUUGGCUAUUGAGGGAGUUCCCUGCCCACCCAUGUGGGUGGCUUGUGCCUCCUCAUUCAGCAGGCCGUGAUGUGCAUAUUCUUAAUUCAGCACACCAGCUCCAGCUCCUCAAUACACAAUGGAGGAACUCAGGCAAGUGAAUGCAGACACAUCCUUGUGUGGAAUUAGGAGACCAGAGCUGGUCGUGGGUCCCAGUUAACCUGACCAUUGACCCAGGGAAGCACUCUUCUCUUAUGUACCAUGUGGCAUCUCCUCAGCAAGAGGGAGAUAGUAAAAAACUGGGGGGAUAUACCAACUUUUAUAUUUAUUUACAGAUUUUUAGAAAGAGAAAUUUUUAAAGUUCACAAAUUGUAGAGUAAAAAAAUGUGUUCUGAAUUCUACCCCAGGCCCCUACACAAAGGUAAGAACUGUAACCUGUGUGUGUGUGUGUGUGUGUGUGUCCUUUGGAGAAAUUCUGUGCACCUGAAGUAGAUAUAUGUGAAUAUAUUUCCUCCCUCAAUGAAAAAUGUCACAUAUUGUUUUAUAGCUUGCCUAUUUUUACUGAAUGUAUUUUGAAAAUCAUUCAUGUUAGUAUCUAUAGUAUUUUGUUUUUAAUGGCUUCGCAACAUAUUGACAUAUCAUGAUUUGUUCAAAUUUUUCACUCCUGAUUGGUAUGUCAGUUGUUUGGGUUUUUUUUGCAACUGCAUGCAGCUGUGUAACAAAUCUGUUGUGUUUGUAGCUUGAUACCCAUUUAUGGCUACACCUGUCUGGUACAUCACUAUAAAAAAAUAGCUGUGUCACUGAUCAGUGCAUUGUUCCAGUUUUGAUGGAUAUUAUCAAAGAGGUUGUAAACAUUUCUACCCUUGUCUGAAUGUGUUAAUA
Nyctereutes procyonoides (raccoon dog) is the source of this 1929-nucleotide messenger RNA. RefSeq names its product CMRF35-like molecule 5. The transcript is spliced from 3 exons. Gene Ontology annotation, cellular component: plasma membrane. Gene Ontology annotation, molecular function: transmembrane signaling receptor activity. NCBI's taxonomy places the organism in Eukaryota, Metazoa, Chordata, Mammalia, Carnivora, Canidae. The record is from RefSeq and is a predicted model, not a curated record. The coding region runs from base 70 to 627 and encodes 185 amino acids.